Molecule: messenger RNA, 1465 nt
Organism: Echinops telfairi (small Madagascar hedgehog)
Lineage: Eukaryota; Metazoa; Chordata; Mammalia; Afrosoricida; Tenrecidae
Gene: CA11
Product: carbonic anhydrase 11
Exons: 9
Coding region: 380-1366 (328 amino acids)
Molecular function (GO): zinc ion binding; carbonate dehydratase activity
Source: RefSeq, a predicted model, not a curated record
GAGAGGCAGGGAGGAGGUGAGGAGGGAGAGAAGGGAGAGAGAGGUGGGGAGCUGAUGGAUACCUGGGGUUAGGUGGCUUGGAGUUUCAUGAAAAGAGAACCAGGAGGGGGUGUGGACUCAACCCCCACCUCCCCCAGGUAAUCCUGGGAGAGGCAGAUCUGGAAGAGGUGGGGGAGUUGGAAGGAUAGAGGAGAGGCCAGGGGAGGAGUGGGCUUGGGGGAGUCUCUUUCCCCAGCCGUUUUGGGGUUGGGGAGCUGGGAGGAGAGGAGAGUGGUUGGAAGUUCUGGAGCAAGAGGGUCCCAGGAAGAGGGGAGGCAGCAGCUCAAGGUGAGGGGGUAAGGGUUCUGGGAAGGGGUCUCUCCUUCAAGGCCUCCCGGGGAUGGGAGGUGCCGCUCGUCUGAGCGCCCCUCGAGCGCUGGUACUCUGGGCCGCACUGGGGGCGGCAGCUCACAUCGGACCAGCACCUGACCCAGAGGACUGGUGGAGCUACAAGGAUAAUCUCCAGGGAAACUUCGUGCCAGGGCCUCCCUUCUGGGGCCUGGUGAAUGCAGCCUGGAGUUUGUGUGCCGUGGGGAAGCGGCAGAGCCCCGUGGAUGUGGAGCUCAAGAGAGCCCUUUACGAUCCCUUUCUGCCCCCGCUGAGGCUGAGCACUGGGGGCGAGAAGCUCCGGGGGACCCUGUAUAACACGGGCCGCCAUGUCUCUUUCCUGCCUGCACCCCGGCCAGUGGUCAAUGUGUCUGGGGGUCCCCUGCUCUACAGCCAUCGACUCAGUGAACUGCGACUGCUGUUUGGAGCACGGGAUGGAGCCGGAUCCGAGCACCAGAUCAACCACCAGGGCUUCUCUGCAGAGGUGCAGCUCAUCCACUUCAAUCAGGAACUUUAUGGGAACCUCAGUGCGGCCUCCCGCAGCCCCAACGGCCUGGCCAUUCUCAGCUUCUUUGUUAACGUGGCUGGCAGCUCAAACUCUUUCCUCAGCCGCCUCCUUAGCCGUGAUACCAUCACUCGAAUUUCCUACAAGAAUGACGCUUACUUCCUUCAAGACCUGAGUCUGGAGCUCUUAUUCCCUGAGUCCUUCGGCUUUGUCACCUACCAGGGUUCCCUCAGCACCCCGCCCUGCUCAGAGACUGUCACCUGGAUUCUGAUCGACCGCGCCCUCAAUAUCACCUCCCUCCAGAUGCAUUCCCUGAGACUUCUGAGCCAGAAUCCACCAUCGCAGAUCUUCCAGAGCCUCAGCGGUAAUGGCCGGCCUCUGCAGCCCUUGGCUCACAGGGCCUUGAGGGGCAACAGGGACCCCCGGCACCCCGAGAGGCGGUGCCGAGGCCCCAACUACCGCCUGCAUGUGGAUGGUGCCCCCCACGGCCGCUGAGACGCCCCGGCCAGGACUGUGCCUGCCCGCCCUAAGCCUACCUUCUAGGGGAGGAGAGUCGCCCCUCCAAAAGCAAAGCUAUUAAAGGGAUAGAAUGUU